This is a messenger RNA of Papaver somniferum (opium poppy), 555 nucleotides long. RefSeq names its product fatty acyl-CoA reductase 8-like. Gene Ontology annotation, biological process: long-chain fatty-acyl-CoA metabolic process; suberin biosynthetic process. The record is from RefSeq and is a predicted model, not a curated record. The transcript is spliced from 5 exons. Gene Ontology annotation, molecular function: alcohol-forming very long-chain fatty acyl-CoA reductase (NADP+) activity. The coding region runs from base 1 to 555 and encodes 184 amino acids. Lineage: Eukaryota; Viridiplantae; Streptophyta; Magnoliopsida; Ranunculales; Papaveraceae. Gene Ontology annotation, cellular component: intracellular membrane-bounded organelle.
AUGGAAUUUAAUGGAAUUGUUCAAUCUCUUGAGAACAAGGUCAUCUUUAUCACUGGUUCUACUGGGUAUUUAUCGAAAUCUUUGAUAUAUGCAGUGUUUGUGGAGAAAAUACUUAGGGUUCACCCAAACGUGACGCAUCUCUUUCUUCUCUUAAGACCCGCUGAUGCAGUGUACCCUACUCUGCGUCUGCACAAGGAUGGAAGGAACUGUUUAGUGUUAAGAGAUAAACAUGGUCUUGGUUUCGAUUCUUUUAUAUCGGACAAGGUAACACCGAUCUCUGGAGAUGUCAGUUUUGAAAACAUGGGGAUAAAAGACCCUGAUUUGGAAAAGAAGUUGCAUGAAGAAAUCAACUUUGUUGCCCAUUUUGCUGCUGCUACAACUUUUGAAGAACGAUCACUUGACCCCUUGGUGAUUAUUGUUGGGAGAAGGAAGUUACCUUGUUUUAUUGGGGACCACGUUGGGGUAUGGAUGUCCAACGGAUUUUCAAGGUUGCAUCCAGGUCCAAUCCGUAAUUCCGUUGGAUCUCAAAAAUUCCAUCCGUGUCCAACCCAUUAG